This is a messenger RNA of Parus major (Great Tit), 2963 nucleotides long. RefSeq names its product small nuclear ribonucleoprotein polypeptide A (gene SNRPA). NCBI's taxonomy places the organism in Eukaryota, Metazoa, Chordata, Aves, Passeriformes, Paridae. The record is from RefSeq and is a predicted model, not a curated record. Gene Ontology annotation, cellular component: U1 snRNP. Gene Ontology annotation, molecular function: U1 snRNA binding. Gene Ontology annotation, biological process: mRNA splicing, via spliceosome. The transcript is spliced from 6 exons. Bases 23 to 874 code for a protein of 283 amino acids.
UGCCCAGGCAGGGGUCGCGGCCAUGGCGGUGCAGGACCCCCGCCCCAACCACACCAUCUACAUCAACAACCUCAACGAGAAAAUCAAGAAGGACGAGCUGAAGAAGUCCCUGUACGCCAUUUUCUCACAGUUUGGGCAGAUUUUGGACAUUCUGGUGUCGCGCAGCCUCCGCAUGCGGGGCCAGGCCUUCGUCAUCUUCAAGGAGAUGAGCAGCGCCACCAACGCCCUGCGGUCCAUGCAGGGCUUCCCCUUCUACGACAAACCCAUGCGGAUCCAGUAUGCCAAGUCAGACUCGGACAUCAUCGCCAAGAUGAAGGGAACGUUUGUGGAGCGGGAGCGGGAUCGGGACCGGGACCGGGAGCGCAAGCGGGACAAGCGCAAACCCAAGGGCAGCGACGCCCCCGGCCCCAAAAAGAGCGGGGCCGGGAGCCAGGCGGGCCAGGGGGCCGUGCCCGGCCUGGCCCCGUUGGCGCAGGCGCCGCGGCUGCUGCCGCACCUGGGGGCGACCCCGCCCUACAUCCCCCCGCCAGGAAUGAUCCCCCCGCCCGGAAUGGCCCCGAGCGCCGGAAUCCCGCCAGGAAUGGCCCCGCAGGCCGGGCUGGCUCCAAUGGCCGCCCCACAGCCCCUUUCGGAGAAUCCCCCGAACCACAUCUUGUUCCUGACCAACCUCCCCGAGGAGACCAACGAGCUGAUGCUCUCCAUGCUCUUCAACCAGUUCCCGGGGUUCAAGGAGGUUCGCCUGGUUCCGGGCCGCCACGACAUCGCCUUUGUCGAGUUCGACACCGAGGUGCAGGCGGGCGCCGCCCGUGAGGCCCUGCAGGGCUUCAAGAUCACCCAGAGCAAUGCCAUGAAGAUCUCCUUUGCCAAAAAGUGAUCUCCAGCCCCCAAAAUCCCGGGAAAACACCCCCGAUUCCUGACAAAAGGGGCACAGAAUACCCCAAAACCCCAAAAAAAUGCCUUGAAACCUCCUUAAAUACCCUGAAACUGCCCAAAAAUGCCCCAACUGCCUUCAAGCCACCCCAAAAUCCCUUCAAAGUGCCCUAAAAUCCCUCCAAACCACCCCAAAAUCGUUUUGAAACACCCUAAAGUCCAUCCAAACCACCCCAAAAUCCCCUAGAGAUGCCCUAGAAUCUUUUCCAAACCACACGAAAUUCCCUCAAAACCGCCCCUAAGUAGCCUACAUCUGCCCCAAAACAUUUCAAAUCCCUCCAAACCACCCCCAAAUUCCUCAAAACUGCCCCUAAAUAUCCUAAAACUGCCCCAAAGCCCCCAAAUCUUAGAGAAUUGCCCCAGAUCCCACAAAAAUCCAACAAAUACCAGGUAAGUUCAGCCCAAAUCCUCUUUUUUUAUCCCAAAUGCUCUUUUUUAUAAUCCCAAAUCCUUUUUUCUUUCCGCAAAUCCUGUUUUUCUCAACCACAAAACCUCUUUCCACCCUAAAUCUCCUUUUUUGACCCCAAAUCCUUUUCCCACCUCAAAUUCUCCGUUUUCCACCUCAAUUGCCCUUUUCUCACCCAAAAACCUCUUUCCCCACCUCUAAUCCUUCUUUUUCUACCCCAAAAUUCCUUUUUCCAUCCCCAAUCCCCUUUUUCCACCCAAAUCCCGUUUUUCCACCGAAGUCCUGACCCCAAAUGCUCAAUUGCCGCCUUAAGUCCCCCUUUCUUCACCCAAAUCUCCUUUCCCAUCCCAAAUCCUUCUUUCACCCCAAAUGCCAUUUACUCCCCCAAAUCCCAUUUCCCAGCCCAUCCCAAGGGAUUUUUUGGAUUUUCCCAAGGAAUUUUUGGUGUUUCCUGAGGGAUUUUUGGGGUUCCCAAGAGGUUUUUGGGUUUUUUUCCAGCAUUGUACCCAGGGUCUCUGCAGACAUUGCACCUGCAGCUGACCCCACCCCAAAUCAACCCCAAAUAAUCCUCAAAUCCCAUUUCCCAGCCGCUCACAAGGGAUUUUUGGGGUUUCCCUGAGAGGCUUUUGGGGCUUUUCCCAGCAUUGUACCCAGGGUCUCUACAGACAUUGCACCUGGAGCUGCCCCUGCCCCAAAUAAACCCCAAAUUAACCCCACUGCGCCCACCAGGACUGGAGUGGGUUUUUUGGGGGGAAGGAUUUGGGGUCUGGGGGAUUUGACCCCAAAGUUUGGGAAUUUUGGGGGUUGACCCCAGGAUUUGGGGAAUUUAACCGCCAAGUCUGUGGGAUCAGGAGGGUUUGACCCAAGAAUUUGGGAUUUUGUGGGGGGUUUUGACUCCAAACUUUAGGAAUUGGGUGUGUUUGACACCCCAGGGUUUGGGGGGGGGGUGACCCCGGGAUUUGGGGAGUUUAACCCCGAAGUUUGGGAUCAGGGGAAUUUGACCCCAGAAUUUGGGAUUGGGGGGUGGGGAGGUGUUGACCCCAAACUUCAGGAUCAGGGGGAUUUGACCCCACGAUUUGAGGAGGUUUUGACCCCAAAGUUUAGUAACUGGGGAAUUUUGACCCCAGAAUUUGGGGAUUUGGGAGAUUUAACCCCUAAGGUCGGGAUCAGGGUUGUCGGACACCCUGAACAUUCCAAACCCCAGGGGUUGGGGUUUGAUCGAGGUUCGGGAGGGAACAGGGGAUUUGAAACAUUUGGGGUGUCCAAAUGCCCUGAUUCCAAAGUUUGGGGUCAACGUCCCCCUAAUUUCCAAACCCUGGGGUCAAAAAGCCCCAAAUCCUGGGGAUAAAAUACCCCCAAUUCCUAAAGUUUGGGGUUAACCUCCCCAAAUCCCCAAACGCUGAGCUCAAAAACCCCAAUCCCCGAACCCUGGGGUAUCAAAAACCCCAAAUCCCCAAAGUUUACGAUCAAACCACUCCAGUCCUGGGGGUCAAAGGUCAGGGGUCAAAAUUCAGGGAGGGAUUUCUGGGACCUGCCCCCCUUUUCUUGUUGCAGCAGAGCUCCUUUUUGGGAGGGGGUCUAGACCUAGAAGGGCUUCCAAUAAAGCAAGGUGCUGCUGUCCAGGGCA